This is a messenger RNA of Clunio marinus, 3045 nucleotides long. NCBI's taxonomy places the organism in Eukaryota, Metazoa, Arthropoda, Insecta, Diptera, Chironomidae. The record is from the annotation of a GenBank genome assembly.
CUCAGUGACAUAACAACAGAAGAAGUUUUCAUUCGGUGAAGAUAACUUGUGGGAAAAUCAGGAGAGUGCAAAGACAAAAAUAUCGCCACGCGACAUCUCAAUAUAAAUAAUCAACAACAAAGCCAAUUUAAGCUUGGUUUGAAGUAGCAUUCAAUCGAAAGACUAAAAUAAGAAUAUUUACAACUCAUUGAUAAGAUUAAAGCAAUUACCAUAGCAAAAUAUCGUAAAAAGGUAGCUUAAGCUUCAGUCAAGUUCCUAACAUUGAGUUAUCAAGAUGAAGUUAUUAAUAUUGUUGGCCAUACUCGUGACAUCACAUGCGUCACCACAAUUUUACCAAAACCCAUUGGAUCCAAUGAUUGUUGGUGGUGAACCAGCAAAUAUUGCCGACUUCCCUCAUUCAUUGGCACUUUUAGAUCGUGGUCGUUACAUUUGUGGAGCUUCUAACAUUGGUCGAUUAUGGGCGAUGUCAGCUGCACAUUGUCUUGAUGCCAACACUGCACCAGCAUUGAUCAAUCUUUAUGGUGGAUCCACAAGCAGACUGACGGGAGGUCGUCUUUUCUUUGUUGACCAAUAUAUUUUACAUCCAAGUUACAGUCGCAUUACACUUGACAAUGAUAUUGCACUCAUUCAAGUUGGAAGUGGAACGCCACUUGAAGGUUUUCCUAAUGUAUCACCAAUUCCACUCCCUUCACUUUGUAAUUCUGCAUGUUGUGGCGUAUGUCCACCAGGCAAUGAUGUUUAUGUUGCAGGUUGGGGAAGAAUUGACGACGGUUCGUUACCCGAAAACUUGAUGCAAGUAUCGAAAGCUAUUUUGGGCAACACAGAAUGCAAUGCUGAAUGGAGACUUAUUCCAAUAACUUCAAGAAUGUUCUGCACAAUUAUUGAGGAUGGCCGUGACAGUUGCAAUGGAGACAGUGGCAGCGCAGUUGUACGCGAUGGCAUACAAGUUGGUGUUGUCAGUUUUGGUUCAAGUGUUUGCGGUGACGGUUCACGACCAGCUGUCUAUAUGAAGUUCCAAAUUUUACUUGCUGUUUUAGUGACUAUUCAAGUCUCUCACGCAUAUUCAGUUUCUUCAGUUAGUGAAGUUUUUACUGGUGUCUAUGCAGACCAAUUUAUUGUCGGUGGUACACCAGCAAAUAUUGCAGACUUCCCUCAUUCAUUGGCACUUUUAAAUCGUGGUUCUUACACUUGCGGAGCUUCAAUCAUCGGCCGAUUAUGGGCGAUGUCAGCAGCACAUUGUUUGCAUAACAACCCAGCAGCAUCUUUGAUCAAUCUUUAUGGUGGAUCUACAAGCAGAUUGUCAGGAGGUCAUCUUUUCUUUGUUGAUCGGUACUUGUUGCAUCCAGAUUAUCGCCGAACAACUUUAGACUUUGACGUUGCAGUUAUUCAAGUUGCUGCUGGCACACCAAUGGAAGGUUUCCCUAAUGUGCGUCCAAUUUCACUUCCUGCAAAUUGCAACAGCGCAUGUUGUGGCGUGUGUGUAGCAGGUCCAAAUGUUUUCCUCGCCGGAUGGGGAAGAGUUGAUGAUGGUUCAUUGCCAGUAAAUUUAAUGCAAGUUGACAAGGCUAUCAUGUCAAAUGCAGACUGCACAAGAUUCUGGAAUAACAUCACAACAAGAAUGUUCUGCACAAUCGUUGAAAAUGGACGUGACAGUUGCAAUGGUGACAGUGGCAGUGCAGUCAUUCGUAGUGGCGUACAAGUCGGUGUUGUCAGCUUUGGAUCAGCUGUUUGUGGUGAUGGAUCACGACCAGCAGUCUAUGUACGAGUUGAAGAACCAGCAUUCCGCAACUGGAAAAUGAAGAUUGUCUGCAGUUUCUUGUUGUUUGUGGCUGUUUUCCACCUUAGUCAAGGUGAAGAUGUAAAGUAUAGAGAAAGAGUUCUUGUCCGUACACCUUUCUUUAAACGCCAACGGGUUGAUUUCUCGGACAGAAUUGUUGGCGGUGUACCAGCUUUCAUUGAAGACUUUCCACAUCAUCUUGGAGUUUUGGAUCUUAGCUUUGGAGGCUACAUUUGUGGAGCCUCAAACAUCGCUCCACGCUUUGCACUUUCUGCCGCUCACUGCCUUGAAUUUAAUACGCCACCAACUUCUAUUAAUCUUUGGGGAGGUUCUACUAGCCGAUUAACUGGAGGACGAAUUUUUUUUGUUGAACAAUACGUUUUACAUCCACAAUAUAAUACUUUUUCGUUGGAUAACGAUGUCGCCAUAGUUAUUGUUGAAACAAAUUCGCUACUACAAGGAGUCCCUAAUGUCAGUCCAAUAGGGCUUCCAGCUAAUUGCAAUACAGCUUGUUGUGGAACAUGUGUGCAAGGGCCUGAUGUUACCGUCAUAGGUUGGGGUAUUUACAACGCCGCCAAUCAAUUGCCAGAAAUGCUACAACAAAUUCAGAAACCAAUAUUCAACCAAGCAGAAUGUGAUAGAAUUUGGGGUGGAAUAACAUCAAACAUGUUUUGCACUACCGUUGAAGACGGUAUUGACAGUUGCAAUGGUGACUCUGGCGGUGGAAUUAUUCGUAAUGGUUUAUGUGUUGGUGUUGUUAGUUUUGGUUCCGCGGUGUGUGGUGAUGGAUCAGCACCAGCUGUUUAUGCAAGAGUUGAAUCGCCAGUUAUUCGUAACUGGAUUCGAGUUGUAACUGGAAUUUAAUAAAAUGAUCGUAAAUGCUAUAAUUAGGACGUUUUAAUUAAAUUCUGAAAAAUUCAUUGUCGGCAACAAUCUUAUCGUAAUAAAAUUUAUCUGUGAAAACAAAUUUGGUUUUUCCACCAGAAGUAGCAAAAAUAAACUUUUACGAUGUUGUGACAGGUAGUCACAAAUCUUUAUUUAUGAAUCCACUCGAGUCAAGCAAAAAACGUUUUAUUUGAUGAAAGGCUUCUUAUAAUCUAAUCUUUGAAAAUUCUAUUCUAAUACAUACAUCUUUGAUUGCAAUGAAAAUUGAUUGAAUGCUUCUUUGAAUGACUUGAAAUUUUUACUAAGCGGGAUAAAAAAAUUAUCUCUUGGACGAAAUUAAAAAGAAACUUAAAGAUAAAAAAUUUCUUUAAUAAUAGUACGGA